CAAAUAAUACUGAGAAUCGGAGCAGGUAUAUUAUUAGAACUCCUAUGGUCCUUGCUAUUGCAGCCACAGAGCCUGAUUGUCGACUACCAGAGGUUAUUGCAGCCAUGGAACCUGAACAUCACAAUCAAAGUCCCUACACUGUCGCUGCAGCUAUGAAACCUUCCUAUCUGCAUUGA
Molecule: messenger RNA, 176 nt
Organism: Dentiscutata erythropus
Lineage: Eukaryota; Fungi; Glomeromycota; Glomeromycetes; Diversisporales; Gigasporaceae
Source: the annotation of a GenBank genome assembly